This is a messenger RNA of Humulus lupulus (European hop), 2104 nucleotides long. RefSeq lists its product as uncharacterized. NCBI's taxonomy places the organism in Eukaryota, Viridiplantae, Streptophyta, Magnoliopsida, Rosales, Cannabaceae. Bases 72 to 1667 code for a protein of 531 amino acids. The transcript has 4 exons. The record is from RefSeq and is a predicted model, not a curated record.
UAGAUUAUGUUUUUGAAUAUAAAGACAGCUUCGUUUAUUGCUUCCUUUUCUUCUGCAACCUUAAUAUAUAUAUGUCGAACAACAUCAGUGCUGUGGUAGUAGCAAUCAUUAUCUCUUUCUUACCAUUAAUCUUACUUCUCAACCAACUUCGAAGGUUGUGGGACUCCGUUGACUUUGGCUCAAGAUCCCAACCUGAAAACAGGCCUUCUCAACAUGAAACUCAAACACAAAUAAUAUUGAAGCUUGUUAUAGAUAAGAAUAGGAAACAAGUUGUGUUUGUGGAGUGCGACAAUGAAUUUGUGGAUGUGCUGCUUAGCUUUCUAACAUUACCAAUGGGAACAAUUAUAAGGGUUGCUGAUAAUAAGAAAUCUGGAAUUGGAUCUAUGGAUAAAUUGUAUAAGAGUGUAGAGGCUAUGAAUCGAAAGUGUUUUUGGACCAAAGCUUGCAAGAGCAUGUUGCUUGAACCUAGAAGCGCUUAUGGGUUGCGUUUGAAUAACUUAGCUGUAAAGAUUGAUGGAAUAGAUUACACAAAAUUCUACACUUGCUCAAAAACUCCAUGCUUGAACUACGAGUCCUUGGCUUUUGUUAGUUUUUUAAGGAACUCAAUUUGUGCUUGUGGAAAAACAAUGGACAAUUACCUUCGAAUGAAGUAUGCAGAUGGAAAUGAUUAUGGGAGUUUCAUUAGUAGAGCAAAAAGGUUUAUUAUAAGUGAUGAUUUGCAAGUACUACCAGCAUCAAUAUCUAAUGCUCGUUUGUUGUUUCUAAGACAAGGAAUCACAGACAAUAACAGUGUCGAUGAGUGGAAGAUUAAUGUUGGUAUCCAAGAGGUUUUGCAGCUACUUCAUCGGUCACUACUCUCCAAGACACCCUUCACAGAUGCUUUUCUACCAAAGGCUCAUCAGAACAUGGAUAUCAUUCUCUCGCCGAACUCAUCACUUCACACGUCUUGGCUUUACCAAUAUCUGCUGCUGAACAAUAGUUCCAGCUCUCAACAGGAGAUGAAUGUGAAACUAUGGUUUAGCAAGUCAACCAAGAGGGUAAUAUGCAUUGAAGCAGAAGAAGAUUUCGUAGAUUUUCUGUUCUCCUUCCUCACCAUUCCCUUAGGUUCUGUCAUCAAGCUAUUCAAAGGGAAUUCCUUAUUGGGAAGCAUAGAUAACUUGUACAAGAGUGUACAAGAAAGUAAUGCUAUAUCCACAAGAUGUAAGGAGAUGCUUCUUAGUCCUAAGAUUGAACGCAUGUUUGGUUGUGAAAGCCAAUUGCUUGAAGUGAAUGAAGAGGUGACUCCAGCGGAGUUUGCUUACAACAAGUGCUAUGCUUGUUGUUUGCAAAACAAAACUGCAUGCUGUCACACUCAAAAUCAGAGAUUGAAAAUAAUGAACCCCAAAUGUCCAGGCAGUACAAAAACGGGUGGUGGUUUCGUUAGAGAACAAGGGUGCUAUUUGGUCACUGAUAGUCUUGAAGUAGAACUCCUUUCACCAGCAUCUGGCAUGAGCAGACUUGAGAUUCCCUUUUCAGACUUGGAGGAGCUGCCCAUAGCAGUUGGAAGAGAAGAGGCUUUAGCUAUUCUCAAAGCAGCUAUGACCACUCGAAGUGUUCUCACUCAAGCUUUUAGCCCAAUAGUGAACAACUUCAGUAAUCUGUAUUUGAAUAAUUAUUCGAGGGUGUGAUUGUGUCCAGUAAAUACUCGGUUCUGGAUUGACUUGUUUGGAGCGACGACUAAUAGAGUUUAUUUGCUUGUUCGGCGUUGCCAAUACUAUGUCUAUUUAAGUUUAUAUGGCUAUUUUUAAAAAAAAAGCUAAUUAACAUGAUAGGUAUAUGUUUUGUAGUUAAGUAGAAAAUGUUACCACUACAAAAAUCAGGGCCUAUACCGAGAACAAAUGUCCUCGGUAUAAGCCGAAAUGUCCUCGGUAUAUCUUAUACCGAGACAAUGUCGUCGGUAUAAAGUUGUCGGUACAGCCGCGUCGGUAAAACAAAACGUCUACCGACGACAUUCAAAAUGUUCUCGGUAUACGUUUUACCGAGGAUAAUGUCCUCGGUAGAAAGUGACAAAUGUCCUCGGUACAACAAACCUCAAUUUCUCAUCGUACUGGUAUAUACCGACAUC